UUUUUGCUCACUUCGAAGCCCGCAGACAGGAAGGGUCCGGACGGCCCAGAAAAGCUUCGCGUUUGUGCUUCUCCCUUCAGCUCCGGCGGGCGGGGCUGGGACGGAGAACCGCGCCUUUCGCGGGUCGCUGCAGGGAAAGGGGCUUUUCUGCCGCGUUCAGGCCAGCUCCCCGGGAGGGCUGCGGCACCGGAGGCGGAGGAAGCCGAGGAAAGCGCUUCAUUCAGAGGCCACUGCCGGAGCGGCGCGCGCGAAAAGUCUGGCGGUGGCUGAAGGAGGCGGCGGCCGGUGCCCAGCAUGAACAUGGCAAGCACUAUUCAAGAGACUCCUGCAAAUGAAACAUCUUGUUCAAAUUUUGAUGGUGAAGAAUUGUCUUUUUUACCUGGAAAAUUAAAAGAGAAGCUACUUCCUUUUCAGAAGAAAGGAAUUAUAUUUGCAAUAGAGAAAAGUGGCAGGUGUAUGAUUGCAGAUGAGAUGGGCCUAGGCAAAACUAUCCAGGCCAUAGCAGUAUCUUACCAUUACAAAAAUGAAUGGCCUCUGUUAAUAGUGGUGCCCUCAUCUCUGAGGUACCCUUGGGCUGAUGAAAUAGAAAAAUGGAUUCCGGACCUCAGUCCAGAGGAUAUAGUCAUCAUUCAAAAUAAAACUGACACUUGGAGAAUUUCUACAAGCAAAGUCAUCAUAUUAGGUUAUGGACUGUUAACUUCAGAUGCACAGAAUUUAGUAGAUACUAUAUACAAACAGAACUUCAGAGUAGUGGUAGUUGAUGAGUCUCACUACAUGAAAUCCAGAAAUGCUACUCGUAGCAAGAUUUUGCUACCACUUGUGCAGAAUGCUGUUCGGGCCAUUCUCCUUACUGGAACUCCUGCUUUAGGAAGACCUGAAGAGCUCUUCAUGCAGCUUGAAGCACUUUGCCCAAGAAAAUUUGGAACAUGGACUGAAUAUGCAAAAAAGUACUGUGAUGCACAUGUCAGGUUCUUUGGUAGAAGACAGCGAUGGGACUGCAGAGGAGCAUCAAAUUUAAAUGAACUGCAUCAUUUAUUAAGCAAAGUAAUGAUUAGGCGACUAAAGAAGGAAGUUUUAACUCAGUUACCACCUAAGAUUAGGCAGCGCAUCCCUUUUGAUCUUCCCCAAACUGCUGCUAAGGAAUUAAAUGUUAGUUUUGAAGAGUGGGAGAAAUUAAUGAGGACUUCAGAUUUAAUUUCUACAGAAACUGACUUUGUCCAGAUGAUGGGCCUCAUUACACACAUGUUUAAACAGACUGCUAUUGCCAAGGCAGGAGCAGUAAAGGAUUAUAUCAAAAUGCUUCUUGAAAAUGACACACUCAAAUUUCUAGUCUUUGCACAUCACUUAAGCAUGCUCCAGGCAUGUACAGAGGCUGUCAUAGAAAGCAAGGCAUGCUACAUUCGAAUUGAUGGAAGUGUACCUUCAGCAGAAAGAAUAAACCUUGUCAAUCGGUUCCAGAAGGAUCCAGAUACUAGAGUGGCCAUUCUGAGCAUUCAGGCAGCUGGUCAGGGCUUAACUUUUACUGCCGCCACUCAUGUUGUUUUUGCUGAACUGUACUGGGAUCCUGGACAUAUAAAACAAGCAGAAGACAGAGCACAUCGGAUUGGGCAGUGCAGUUCUGUGAAUAUCCAUUAUCUUGUUGCAAAUGGCACAUUGGACCCUCUCAUGUGGGCGAUGUUGAACCGCAAGGCAGCAGUUACAGGCACCACACUAAAUGGCAAGAAAGAAAAACUGCUGGCUGAAGAAGGCAGUAGAGAGAAAUGGAAUUUUCUGAGCUUUGCUGAAGCCUGGGCUCCUAAUGAAAGCCUGAGUGAUGUGAAAAAUGAGGUUUUAUUCACCCAUUUUGAGAAAGAAAAACAACAUGAUAUUCGUGCUUUCUUGUCACCAAAGCCAAAUGCUGACAAAAAGAGGAAAAUGGCUUCCUGGGAUAAGUCUUCACAUUUUAGUCCAAAUUUUUCCCAAGCUGCAGAGGACAUAGAUGAUGGUGACUACAUGGACUCCAGGGAAGGAAACAACGUGGAUGUGUUUUGCAGUGAGGCAAAGAGAUCACGAACUUUAGAGUCCUCUACCCCAAAGAGUACUUCUAAGAAAGGAAGAAAAUCUCUGUUUGGAAAAACAAACUCUUCAUAUCCAGAAGAAACUACUGCAGAGAACAGUGGUAUUCCACUUUUUAAUUCAAGCAAAGGAUCUGCUUCUGAAGCAGCCUGGCACUGCAGUCUUUGUACUUACUGUAAUAAUUCCUUGCUGCCUUACUGUGAAAUAUGCGAAUCUCCCCGGGAACAGGAAAGUAAACAGAAUAAAAGUCUAGUGAACAGCUCUGUACAAAGCAAAAAUGAAACUGUAGCUCGAGGCACUAGAAAACUUAAUGGUGCCAAACAUUCUGAUACAUUUGGCCAGAGAAGAAGCUUAGGACUACUGACUGGUGAAAUCAAGGAAGGAGCCAUCAUUGCUGAAGGUAAGCACUCCGAUCAUUCUGAGCAAGGGUUCAGAGAAGAUAAUCUAGAAGAUUCACAUUCCUAUCCAGUGUAUAAUGACUUCCUGUUCCUUGCAAGUAGGAAUACUGAUAGAAUUCACAUCUACACAAAGGAUGGAGAGCCCUUGAAUUGUAACUUCAUUCCACUGGAUAUAAAAUUAGAUAACUGGGAAGAUUUGCCAGAGUAUUUUCAACAAAAACAGAAUCGUUCAUUGAUACUGAGGUUUGUGAGAGAGUGGAGUAGUCUCACAGCCAUGAAGCAAAGAAUUCUUCGGAAAAGUGGUCAGAUAUUUUCUAGACCAAUUCUUGCUACUGAAGAUACACUGUCUCAACAACAGGCUAAACUUGGGUGUACCAAACGGUACAUGACAAAGGAGGAUGUCACCAAAGCUUCAAUAAAGAAAGUGGACUGUAGUGGGGGCAGUGUUCGUUUAGUUACCAAACAAUCUGCAGUUUCCUUAAAAACCCAUACUGACUCUGCUCAUGAAAAGGAUCAACAUUCUGCAAAUUUAUCUUCAGUAGAUGGAAGCUGCCCGAUCUCCAGUUCAGAUGUGAGUGAAACUGAUGCUUUUGAGGAGACCUCUGCAGGGAAAGGCUACUUGCAGGCUGUAGACAUUGAAGGGAAUCCACUUUGCCUCAGUUGCCAAAAACCAGCUACUGUGUUUGAUCAAACAUCUGUUUGGGACACACGAUUUUGUUCUCAUAAAUGCCAAGAUGACUUCUUAAUUCGCUCAAGUCAAAGUUACAUGAGAACACAAGUAUUUGAAAUAGAACACGGUGUUUGCCAAAUGUGUAGUCUGAAUGCUCAGGAAAUGUACCUCACUGUCAGAGAUGCACCGAAGAAUCAACGUAAAAGUCUUCUGGAGAGCUCUUGGCUGUCCAAGCUUCCUCUCACACAGUUGAAUGAAAUUAUCUUGAACCCAACUGAAGGUCACUUCUGGCAGGUGGAUCAUAUCAAGCCAGUUUAUAGUGGGGGAGGACAGUGUUCUCUAGAAAACCUUCAGACGCUAUGUACAGUUUGUCACAAAGAGAGAACAGCAAAACAAGCAAAGGAAAGAAGUCAACUGAAGAGACACAGUCUAGCUUCAAAAUAUGGGUCUGACAUCACUAGAUUCUUUGUGAAACUAUAAAGUCAGUCACUGUAUAUUAAGGGUUGUAUACACCACAAACAUUUUAAUAUAAAUCAUAUACCCUAACAUGCUAUUGAAUUUCCGAAAUAAGGAUCACUGUUCUGUACUGAUGUUUUUGUGCAUCAGUUUCACAUUUAGAUGCAGAUUAACAGUUAAUAUAAAGUGGUUUGGGUUCUUAAUUUUGUAGUUUCUUGGGUUUGUUUAUUCUUUAAAAUUUGUAAAUACAUUAAAACCAACAUGUUAGGCUAUAGCCUAAUA
Heteronotia binoei (common prickly gecko) is the source of this 3861-nucleotide messenger RNA. RefSeq names its product zinc finger RANBP2-type containing 3 (gene ZRANB3). Gene Ontology annotation, molecular function: ATP-dependent chromatin remodeler activity; ATP binding; endonuclease activity. The transcript has 21 exons. Lineage: Eukaryota; Metazoa; Chordata; Lepidosauria; Squamata; Gekkonidae. Gene Ontology annotation, cellular component: nuclear replication fork. Gene Ontology annotation, biological process: replication fork processing; DNA repair. Bases 295 to 3603 code for a protein of 1102 amino acids. The record is from RefSeq and is a predicted model, not a curated record.